Tyto alba (common barn owl) is the source of this 2279-nucleotide messenger RNA. RefSeq names its product nuclear cap binding protein subunit 2 (gene NCBP2). Gene Ontology annotation, molecular function: RNA cap binding. The transcript has 4 exons. The coding region runs from base 109 to 582 and encodes 157 amino acids. Gene Ontology annotation, cellular component: nuclear cap binding complex. Gene Ontology annotation, biological process: mRNA cis splicing, via spliceosome. The record is from RefSeq and is a predicted model, not a curated record. NCBI's taxonomy places the organism in Eukaryota, Metazoa, Chordata, Aves, Strigiformes, Tytonidae.
CGGGUCGCACGAGCUGGGGGGCGCUCUGAGGGGCGGGAAGGCGCUGAGGGGCGCUCGGGGCGCUGAGGGGCGGCCAGGCGCUGAGGGGCGGCCAGCGGCCGCGCCGUCAUGUGCUCCGGGGGGACGCUGAGCAUCCUGCGCAGUGACUCCUACGUUGACCUCAGCCAGUACCGGGACCAGCAUUUCCGGGGGACGCGGUACGACCAGGAGCGGCUGCUGAGGAAGAGCUGCACGCUGUACGUGGGGAACCUCUCCUUCUACACCACGGAGGAGCAGAUCCACGAGCUCUUCGGCAAGAGCGGCGACAUCAAGAAAGUCAUCAUGGGGCUGGACAAAGUGAAGAAAACCGCCUGCGGCUUCUGUUUCGUGGAGUAUUAUGCAAGAGGAGAUGCUGAAAAUGCAAUGCGAUACAUCAAUGGAACCAGACUUGAUGAUAGGAUCAUAAGGACAGACUGGGAUGCAGGAUUUAAGGAAGGUAGACAGUAUGGUCGUGGAAGAUCAGGGGGCCAGGUCCGGGACGAAUACCGGCAAGACUAUGAUGCUGGAAGAGGAGGUUAUGGCAAAACUGUUCAAUGCCAGUGAAUAGCGAAUGACUCAUCAGCCUCACAGGAGAACUAAAUCAGCAUUGUAAAUGUCACCAGGCACAAAGUAGGUCUGUUGCACACAAAUUUAUGUAGCUAGAAACAGUAUGUUCAGUAACUCUUAUGUUUUAAUAGCAGGAUCCAAAGCGUUGCAGUGCACAUUAGUACAGAGGACCUGGGAGCAAGGUUUUAAGUAAUAGUGCGUGUGAGGCUUUGUUCUCUAAAUGAUGCUGUAACUCUACUAAAAGAAACAAAGGUUUAAUGGUAUGGUGCUUUGUUUCACUGGCAAAACUUGAUUAUUCUGUCACUGGGUUUUGUUUACAUUGGUAUCACAGGGUGGAGAGCGGUGGUAAAGGAAGAUUGGUGUGUGUUUCAGAGGUGAAGGAAAAAGACAAAGAAACUGAAAAGGAAGUGGAAUUUCUAAGGAAAUUUUCCAGUUUCUAGGGAAGACUUAAAAGUUGCACCUUUUCUGGGGUUACUGGGUUGGCAUCCUUUUACACUGGUGGUGUUCUUAGCACACCUAUGUGAACGACCACAAUAAAACAAGGCAGACUGGUGAGCCUGGAAAUCAUAAAGUUAGAAGUAAGCCUAGCAGAGAGCAGAAAACAGACCCUUGGAGUCUUACACAAAGUAUAAUGCAAUUGCAUGACAGUGCAUGAUCCAGAACCAUUCGGCUUUGUGGGAUACAGAGAACAACAAGUAUAAGAAUUACAGUAGCAGUUAUUUUCACAGUUAGAGUAGUAGCAUUUUGCUGCUGUCGGAUAGCUCUCGAUAGCCUUAAUAUUUAAGGAACAAUAUAUUUCGUGUGCCUACAAGGGUGGCAUGAAGACAAGUUGUACAGUUACCCCCAAAAAUGGGAUGUUUGAGGAACAGUGUGUAUAAUGAAGAAGUUUGUUCUCAAAAUUGAUUUUCUGAUUGAGAAACUUGAUUUCAGACACAGGUAAAAAUUAAAAAAGGUGGGUUUUGGGAGGAGCCAUACUUUCUACUGAGCAUGUGGCAAGAAUGGUAAAAGAAUUGCAGGACUGUAUAGAUUCCCUUCCCCCCCGCCGCCUAUCCUAUUAAUACUGCUAGUUUAUAUGAUGGGAUUUUGAUGUGCUGCAGACACAAGAAUAAAAAUAAUUAGUGAUGCUGAGAUCUGUGAAACUGACCGACCUGCUGAAAUUAAAUAGUUUAAAAGGAACUUUUACAGGGCUUUGGAAUGUUUUGUGUGUACUUCUGAGUUCUUUGGAAAUGGCAGUUCAUAAAGUUUUGUCCAAAUACCUUGUUACCCAUGACUCCUUAAGAGCCUUUCAAAUACCAAGUAUGUGAAAAUUGGUCUUUACUUGCUGGGGAUGUUGCUGGAAAUCUUGAUGUGUUUCUUGUGUACUGUUAGUCACAACUAUUACUGUAAAUUGGAAAUACUGUGAGGUAGAACAACUGCAAUGGGACUUUGCUUACUUAGGAAGUGAGGUUCUGAGUCGGCUUUGGUGUUUUUUGGCGCACAAAGUAAAGCUAUUUUCAGGAUCACUAGGUGCUGGACUGCAAACAAGACUUUGAACAAAGUUACCUUUUUCUUUGUAGUACCUUUGAUUAUGAGUUUACAGCCUGUAAUCUGCUCUAGGAAACCUCUGAAGUUUAUUUUUCAUUGUAUCGAUUUUGUACAAAAAAAUGUGUUACCAAAACUCUAAGUCACUUUCAAAUAAAGCUGCAACAUUAAAA